AUAACGCCUUAAUCCGCAUUCAUAUUUGCCCAAACUCUCUCUCUCUCCUUUUUCAAAAGCUUUUUCCCAUAACCAGUGCGAAAGUAUCCCCAAAUUGAGCAGAGAGAAUGGGAGAGAAAAAGGAAGAAGAAGAACAGAACAAAAAUGGCCAAAUCCCUUCUCAAGCUCCACAGCUCGACGCCGGAGCGCUCUUUGUACUGCAAUCCAAAGGAUCAUGGCUUCACUGUGGAUACCAUCUGACGACGUCAAUUGUGGCACCGGCGUUACUAAGCUUGCCGCUGGCUCUGUCGGCGUUGGGGUGGGUCGCCGGAGUUAUUUUCCUUUUCACGGCGGCUGCUGUUACUUUCUACUCUUAUAAUCUUAUCUCUUUGGUAUUAGAGAACCAAGCUCAGCUUGGCCGCCGGCAGCUCCGGUUCAGAGAUAUGGCUCACCAGAUUCUAGGUUCUACUUGGGGGCGCUAUUACAUUGGACCAAUUCAGUUCUUAGUUUGCUUCGGUGCCGUUGUCGGCAAUGUUCUGCUUGGUGGACAAAGCAUGAAGUCUAUAUACUUGAUCGAGAAACCCGAUGGAACAAUAAAGCUCUACGAAUUUGUGGCAAUAUUUGGGGCCUUUAUGCUAAUUUUGGCGCAGCUCCCAUCAUUUCAUUCUCUUAGGCACAUUAAUCUAAUUUCUCUCUUCCUUUGCUUAUCCUAUAGUGCUUGUGCUACUGCAGGAUCUGUCUAUAUUGGACAGUCUUCUGAUGCCCCGCAUAGGGAUUACUCUCUUCCUAGUGAUGAACAAGACCUAGUAUUUGGUGUAUUCAAUGCAAUUGCUAUUAUUGCCACGAGUUACGGAAAUGGAAUUAUUCCAGAAAUUCAAGCAACAGUCGCUCCGCCGGUGCAAGGCAAAAUGUUCAAGGGGCUUUGUCUCUGCUACGCGGUGGCGGUGGCGACCUUCUUCAGCGUUGCUGUCUCCGGCUACUGGGUGUUCGGAAACCUAGCCAAGGGUACAAUCCUCUCCAACUUCAUCUCCGGAAAUGGAAGACCUUUAGUGCCUAAAUGGUUCCUCCUGAUGGCUAACAUCUUCACAAUCCUCCAACUCUCCGCCGUUGCAGUUGUAUACUUGCAGCCAACGAACGAAUUGCUAGAAGGGAUUUUUGCCGAUCCGCACAAGGGUCAGUACUCGGUUCGUAAUGUGUUUCCGAGAAUAGUUUUCCGGUCGAUUUCAGUGGGGAUGGCGACAGCGAUCGCAGCGAUGCUUCCCUUUUUCGGUGACAUUAAUGCAGUGAUCGGAGCCUUCGGAUUCUUACCUCUUGACUUUGUAGUGCCGGCAGUGCUCUAUAACAUCACUUUCCGGCCGUCGAUGAGAGGGGCUGUUUUCUGGGCUAAUGUUGUGAUAGCUGUGGUUUUCUCUGUAUUUGCGGUUUUGGCAUCUAUUGCAGCCGUGAGGCAGAUACUGUUGGAUGCGAAGAACUAUAAGCUGUUUGCAAAUGUCUGAUGAGUAUGACCUGGACAAGGAGAGGAAGGAGAAGCUCCAAUUUUCAUUCAAGUUUUCUUCUGGCUGAUUCCCUCUGUGCUUUAAUUUGUAAGGCCUCAUUCAAUGAUUUAAAUAUAGUUUUCUAUUGUUAUUGUCACUUGUAUUGAAUAACAAAAUAUGCUUAAUAAAAUAUAUUGAUCACUAUUACUUGAUUA
Messenger RNA from Dendrobium catenatum, 1669 nucleotides. Its product is annotated as GABA transporter 1. The record is from RefSeq and is a predicted model, not a curated record. Lineage: Eukaryota; Viridiplantae; Streptophyta; Magnoliopsida; Asparagales; Orchidaceae. Gene Ontology annotation, cellular component: plasma membrane. The transcript has 7 exons. The coding region runs from base 108 to 1475 and encodes 455 amino acids.